Messenger RNA from Molossus molossus (Pallas's mastiff bat), 1485 nucleotides. RefSeq names its product CD27 molecule (gene CD27). Gene Ontology annotation, cellular component: external side of plasma membrane. The record is from RefSeq and is a predicted model, not a curated record. Bases 278 to 1057 code for a protein of 259 amino acids. Gene Ontology annotation, biological process: positive regulation of B cell differentiation; negative regulation of apoptotic process; positive regulation of T cell differentiation. The transcript has 6 exons. Gene Ontology annotation, molecular function: protein binding; transmembrane signaling receptor activity. NCBI's taxonomy places the organism in Eukaryota, Metazoa, Chordata, Mammalia, Chiroptera, Molossidae.
AAUGAAGUUGCCUGUUGGAGGGGAUAACUUUAAAGAGCGGCAGAUCUUGUGACAGUUUGCUCUUUAACAACUCUCCCCAGCACCCUGCACCCAGCACCCAACACGCAGAAAGGGUGGAGGGGUAAGAGGUUGCUGCUGUAUAAGAAAAAAAAGCAAAGAAGAAAAAAAAAACACCUACAGCUGCUGCCCAAGAGGUGCAAAGAGGAGGAAACAGCGCCCAGCACAAAGGCCAGCAGUUAGCGACUGGAGCACAGAAAGAGCUCCCUGGGCAGAAGCCAUGGCCUGGCCACCUUACCGCUGGCUGUGGGUUCUGGCGACUCUGGCAGGGCUUUCAGCUACCCCAGGCCCCAGGAGCUGCCCAGAGAAGCACUACUGGGCUCAGGGAAGACUGUGUUGCCAAAUGUGUGAACCAGGAACAUUCCUCAAGAAGCACUGUGAUGGGAACAGAAAGGCUGCUCAGUGUGACCCAUGUAUACCAGGGAUCUCCUUCUCACCAGACCACAACUCCCGACCCCACUGUGAGAACUGCCGGCACUGUAACUCUGGUCAUCGCAUUCGAAACUGUACCCCCACUGCCAACGCUGUGUGUGCCUGCCCCAAGGGCUGGGAGUGCAGGGACGAGGAGUGCACUGAGUGUGAUCCUGCUCCAAAGCCCUCGCAGACCCCUCAUCUACUGCAGGCCCCAGGCCCACACCCACACUCCACCCACUUACCUCACACUGGAAAGAUGCUGGAGGCCAGGACAGCCAGGCACAAGCAGACUCUGGCUGACUGCAGUCCACCUGCCCCUGCUCUCUCAACUCAAUGGCCACCCCAGAGGUCCCUGUGCAGCUCAGAUUGCAUCCGCAUCUUUGUGAUCCUGUCUGGAAUGUUUCUUGUUUGCACCACGGCCGGAGCCCUGUUCCUCCAUCAACAAAGAAAAUAUGGACUAAACAAAGGAGAAAGUCCAGUGGCGCCUGCUGAGCCUUGUCCUUACAGCUGUCCCAGGGAGGAGGAAGGUGAUGCCAUCCCCAUUCAGGAGGAUUACCGAAAACCUGAGCCUGCUUCCUACCUCUGAGCUGGCACUCCCCAGAGUGGGGUCAUCACUGCAAUAAAGGCCUAGCCUCCAUCACCCCCCACCGACUACCCAAAGGCAAUGAGACCCAGGACCCCCAAUUUCAGUACCAUGCUCUCAUCAGGACCCUUUCCUGAGUGCAGACUUGAGAAAGUGCCUUUCAAGACUGGCAGAGACAAGGGAGGUGGAGGGUGGAAAGCAGGAUGUGUUCUGGCCCAGCCAGCUUCACCUCCGUGCCGGAGUUCCAGCUGUAAAACACACAUCAGCCUACAGAAGCCCCAUGUGCUGGAUCUAGAAAGUCAGCAAAAUAAAGUGACAGACUGCCACACACAGCCUCUCUGAAAUUCCAACCUCACAAAGCAGGCCACUCCCAGCCUCAUCUCCAAGGGAGGAGCUUUCUCCGAAGCUGACUUGUGAUGGGGCCUGCCCAA